Anisakis simplex (herring worm) is the source of this 300-nucleotide messenger RNA. The record is from the annotation of a GenBank genome assembly. Lineage: Eukaryota; Metazoa; Nematoda; Chromadorea; Rhabditida; Anisakidae.
UCUCUUUCAGCUGCAGCAUCAGCACAAGCUGGUGGCGCUGCACAUGCGGCAUCGCCGGCCCCGGAACAUGACGUUCCGCAAAAGAUGACAUUCUCGGUGAAGUUGAGCAAAUUUGACGAAAAGAAGAAGAUUGCAUUGAUCAAAGAGAUUCGAAACGCUAUUCAAGGCUUGAAUCUGGUUCAAGCGAAAAAAUUCGUUGAUGCGGCACCAGCGGUCGUCAGAGAAGAUAUGGGAAAAGCAGAAGCAGAAGAGCUGAAAGCAGCAUUAGAAAAGGCUGGCGGGGUCUGCGAGAUUGUCUAG